Molecule: messenger RNA, 3475 nt
Organism: Benincasa hispida (wax gourd)
Lineage: Eukaryota; Viridiplantae; Streptophyta; Magnoliopsida; Cucurbitales; Cucurbitaceae
Product: Tetratricopeptide repeat (TPR)-like superfamily protein
Biological process (GO): mitochondrion organization; RNA processing
Cellular component (GO): mitochondrion
Molecular function (GO): protein binding; mRNA binding
Source: RefSeq, a predicted model, not a curated record
UUAUUCGUAUCAUAGGAGUCAGAGGUUUUUCCAACCGGAGGAAAGGGCAAAUUAAAAGAAACCUCAAUUUUGAAAAGUAGGCCCUAGUUCAUUUUUCCCCCAAAUUUUGUUCAUCCAUCUGCCGAAGAAUCGUACCACCUGAAAGAACUACCUUUGUAAUCGGAGGAUUCCAGAUGAGGUUCGAAUCCCCAUGGUUGAGGAACAUCACAGCCGAAGAUUUCCAUGGAAAAUUCAAAUUAGGGUUCCAAUCAAACCUGUUGAAAGGUUUUCUUCCUCACAUUCCCACUUCACACAGACCCUUCUUCGUCGUCUACGAUCGUAUUCAUCAUAUACUAAGUUGCAAGCAUCAAAGUCUCACACCUCGGCCUAGAAACUGUCAUGAAAGAACUCUGGUUUCGAACUCUGUUGCUGUCUCGGAUGAAUCCAUCACCGUUCAUCGAGAUGACCAGUCUGCUGUUUUUGUCCGAAACGUCAUCAAAUUUAGAAGGGACAAACCAGUGGAGGAGAUCGAGAGUGCUCUUAAUCGAUGCGACCUUGUACUAACCGAUGAUUUUGUUCUCAAUGUGCUGCGAAGACAUCGAUUGGAUUGGAAACCCGCCUUCAUUUUCUUCAAUUGGGUUACGAAAAGAGAUACUAAAGAAGGUCAAUUCUCCCCUGGUUCUGUUAUUUACAAUGAAAUUCUCGAUAUUCUCGGUAAAUCCCGCCGUUUCGAGGAAGUGGACAAGGUGUUUGUGGAAAUGUCUAAGAGAGAAGAACUUGUUAAUGAGGAAACGUAUUCAGUUCUUCUUAAUAGAUAUGCUGCAGCUCAUAAAGUGGAGGAAGCAAUUGGCAUUUUCUACAGAAGGCAAGAAUUUGGACUUGAAAUGAAUUUGGUGGCAUUUCAGUCACUUUUGAUGUGGUUGUGCAGAUACAAGCAUGUAGAAGCUGCAGAGACCUUGUUCCAUUCCAAGAAGCAUGAGUUUGUUACUGAUAUAAAGACAAGCAAUAUUAUCCUUAAUGGCUGGUGUGUUCUGGGGAAUGUUCAUGAGGCCAAAAGGUUUUGGAGGGAGAUAAUUGAAUCGAAAUGCGAGCCUGAUAUGUACACUUAUGGGAUUUUGAUUAACUCAUUGACAAAGAAGGGAAAGCUAGGGACAGCUUUGAAGUUGUUUAGAGCCAUGUGGGAAAGGGGUUUGAAAACUGAUGUUGUGAUUUGCAAUUGCAUCAUUGAUGCACUUUGUUUCAAGAAGAGGAUUCCUGAAGCUUUAGAGAUCUUCAAGGAAAUGAAUGAGAGAGGGUGUGCUUCAAAUGUAGCAACUUACAACACCCUUAUCAAACAUCUUUGUAAGAUUAGGAGGAUGGAGAAGGUUAAUGAGCUUUUGGAUGAAAUGGAAGAGAGAAAGGGAAGCUAUUGGCCAAAUUCUGUGACUUUUAGCUAUUUACUCAGGUCGGUAAGGGAACCAGAGGAAGUUCCUGUACUCUUGCAAAGGAUGGAAAGAAGUGGCUGCAAGAUGACUAGUGACUUGUACAAUCUGAUUUUGAGAUUGUACAUGGACUGGGAUAUUCAGGAAAGGGUUAAGUCUACAUGGAAUGAAAUGGAAGAGAUGGGGUUGGGACCCGACCGUUGCUCUUACACGAUUAUGAUUCAUGGGUUGUUUGAGAAGGGAAGAAAAGACGAUGGGCUGCGCUAUUUCAGAGAGAUGACAUUGAAGGGAAUGAUGGUUGAGCCAAAGACUGAAAAGUUGGUGAAUGCUAUGAAUGUCAAACUGCAAGAAAGGAGAGGCAAAUAGAAAAGCUCAUUAAAUAUGUUCCAAGUCUUGUGAAAAUAAAUAAGCUACCUGCAACUGGGAGAAAAUAAAACGAAGAAUAGCCCAUAAAUGUGCUUUCUCUAACGAUUAAAGUUUGUUGGAGGCAUUGCAAGUACUGUUUCUUUCGAUGGGCGAGAGUUCUCUCUCCAAAGUAUAGAUGGACAUAUGGGGAGCUUUCAGGGUUCAUCAGGUUAUUGGAGUUGGUUGUCGCGAGUGGUCGGUUGUCAUAAAUCUGGGUCCCAAGUCACAAACUAAUCGUUGCUGGUUUUGGUCUCUGGUCCUGGUAUUCAGUCUCUAGUCUCAAUGGUCGCUAAUCAAGGACCAAUCAUCAGGACUGACAACACAAGUGGGCGGCGACCAUGACCCAGAUCGAGGACCAGCAACCAGGACUGAGGACCAGGGAAGGGCGGCUACGACUAGGAACCAAUGAUGUGGACUGUGGAUCAUUGAUCAAUGAUCACUCAACGACAGGGACCUGUGAACAGUGAUUGAGGACAAGGGGUCGAGGUUUGGUGACUGGUUAUAACUUGCAUCAUCCGAGUGGUCAUCGGUCAUUAGUCCUCGAUCCUAAUUGCAGGUCAGCGGUUGUUGAUGGUGGGUGGUUGUCAUCAGUCCCUGAUCGUUGGUCUCGGUUCGUGGUCACCAACCCUCAGUUGCCAGUCUUGGUCCCUGAUCAUGGUUCUGGGUCUGCAGUUUUGAUCGCCAACCAUCGAUAGCCCAGUUAUAGACAGUUGUAAUCAGUGGCUAGUGACUAAGAUUGGGACUGGGGAAUGGUUACUGGGACUUGGAACCUGCAAUCAUUGAUCGAAAACCAAGACCUACUAGCAAUGAGGAUUGCGGAACAUCCACUUGCAACCACUCAAGGGAGCAAUGACUAGCGACCACUUUGACGUUUGGGACUGGGGAUUGGUAACCAGUGACCAGAACUAGGGAUUGGGGAUCAAUUACUGGCAACCGGAACCAGGGACCAUGGGAAAGGGAUUGGUUGAAUUUGUCUCCCACAAUGAAAUUCGUAUGGCUGCACUCUACCAUUUCCUUCAACCUUUGGAGUUCAUCAAUGGGAAGUGACAAUCUCCAUUGAAGGGAUUGAAGAAGAGGAGCCCCUUUCAUCUGCUGGGUCUGAUAUCUUUCAUCUGGCUGUUCACUAUUCUACUUUUCUUAAGUUUUCAUUAUGCAGUGUAUAUCAUCUUUUCGUGAUUGUAAUGAGACAUUUGCUAAACAUGAACUAAUUUCCUUAUCAGGACUUGGCUAAGGGGCCCCAGCGACAACCUUGUUUUAUGAGUAUGUCUUAUAAGUUAGUUUUCCUUCCCAUGAAGCACAUCUUUGAAUUUUCUUCACAAGUUUUUAUUGAAAUUGCUUCUCUUUGUUUGGCUAACCAAUAACAAUUAAUAACAUGCUUUAGGCACCGGAAGGGUUAAAGUGUGGAGCGAACAUUGUUUUAAGAAUAAUUCAACUACUUGCAGGCGAAAGGGGACAGUGUAGAAGGAACCAAGAUAGUGCGAUACCAGAAGGGAGGCACUUGAAGGUUUUUCAUCGCCUAGUUUCAUUGAUUGGCUUCUUAGGAGGAAGAAGCACAUAGUGCGUCAAGCAAGAGAGUCACUGGAAACCAUAAAGUCAAGUCUUGUCAAUUUUCCUUCUUGAGAUUCAUACUAACACCUCAUUUAUUAUUGCAUUUCUUUACGAUGCUAUUA